Penicillium diatomitis is the source of this 990-nucleotide messenger RNA. Its product is annotated as putative Rho-associated protein kinase. The transcript is spliced from 2 exons. The coding region runs from base 1 to 990 and encodes 329 amino acids. Gene Ontology annotation, biological process: protein phosphorylation. NCBI's taxonomy places the organism in Eukaryota, Fungi, Ascomycota, Eurotiomycetes, Eurotiales, Aspergillaceae. The record is from RefSeq and is a predicted model, not a curated record. Gene Ontology annotation, molecular function: ATP binding; protein kinase activity.
AUGGAUGCCCAGCGCCAAUUUCCAGAUGUUCACUGGAUCUGGGCAGGAGGCAUCUCCUUCGCCUAUGAGGUUCACCCUCGCAUUGUGGUCAAGGUCGCAAAGUCUGGAGAGUUCGAGAGAGGUCAAUUUCGUAAAGAACUCAAGGUCUAUGAGAUUUUCUCACAACACACACCCUGUCUAUCCGUUGUGCAGUGCUUUUUUUACUCAGAUAAUGGCAUCACCCUCGAGUCCAUGAGAGGUGGGAUCUUGACUGGCAGUUAUAGACCAACAUACUACCUUAAGAUGGUUACCAAAGUAGAGAAAUUAGAACUUCUUGCCCUGCGAAGGGAAUGGAUGAACGACCUUGCUCGGGCCGUCGCUCUCCUCGAAUCGCUCAACCUCGCUCAUGGCGACCUGCAACCUGAAAAUAUCCUUCUUGAUCGCGAUCGGGUGAAGCUGUCUGACUUUGAUUGUACGGCGGAGAUCGGGACAGAUUUCGAAGCUUGCAUGGCACCCUAUGGACGAAUACUCAACGUCAACGAGACUGACCAAGGAGGACGUGGAACACCCAGCUCCGUGGGUCCUCGUACAGAGCAGUUCGCUCUCGGUUCCCUAUACAAUUUGAUAAACUAUGGCUUCGAAGUUUACGGUGAUCGACGUCUUACUGAGGAUCCUCGGGAGCAUGGACCUAAGGUGGUGGACUUGCUGCAGGAUAUGGAAUAUCCCAAACUGAAUGGUGAUCCACUGAUUGACGAUAUCACCGACAAGUGCUGGCAUAACAAAUACGCCACGGUUGCAGAAUUGGCCGCGCACACUAAGAGGUUUCUUGUUGAGGGAACCAACAGCGAGUCAACAUUCGUCCGAUGGCGUACGGCGAUAGGUCGCAUUGUUCAAGAAUUUUGGUGCGGCCUUGAGAAUUGGCUGACCCUGGUGCGACCGAGCACCAUCAAUCAGGACGGCAGCAAACUCCGACUUGGUCAAUGGCAGAGAGCCAAAUGGCGACAGUCGUGA